AUGGCGAGAGCGAAGAAGAAUGUUGAGAGGCGAAAGGUGUUUGUGGCCUCCUGGAACGUCAGGACACUCCUCGAGUCCAGCGGAGCCGUCAGAGUAUGCAGGAAGCGAGUUGGAGAGUGUUCGGUUGAUACAAAGUUGGAUUUGCUUGUCUCGGAAUUUAAAAGGUAUCGCGUUGGAAUUGCUGGCGUGCAGGAGACGAAAUGGUUCCAGUCUGAUGUGUGGCCUGCCUGUGGAGGAACAUUCGUUCACUCGGGGUGUCCACUGCCUGUUGAUGACGAGAGUGGACAGCGGGGUAAGGGCGUUGGAAUUUAUUUCAACAACGAGAUGACGGGGGCCUGGAAACGCGCGGGCGAGACUUGGUCGGCAGCAAGUUCAAGAAUUGUCAGCGCUCGCUUUCAUCUAUCAGCUGGUGACGGGUCGUUGCCCACUGGUUUUCAUCGUUCCAGAGCAGAGUCGUAUCUCACUGUCGUGAACGUGUACGCUCCGACAUCGAAAGCACCUCCACACAUCAAGAACAAAUUCAUGGACGAUCUGCAGCUUGUUAUCGACGCAGUGCCUCGUACUGACCGACUGGUGUUUUUGGUCGACUUCAAUGCGCGAGUGGUUGUCAAUUCCUCUUGUGACAAGUCGUUGAGUGACGUAGUUGGCCCACAUGGAAUUGGACAAUGCAACGCUGCUGGGGAGGAUCUUCUAGUGUUUUGUAAUGUAAACCGUCUCUCUGUUAUGAACACCUGGUUCAGGAAGAAGUUUUAUGGCACAUGGAUGCACCCAGCUACGAAGGAGGUACACCUGAUUGACUAUGUUGUUGUCCGUGCGGAUCAGAGGAGUGAGUGGCAUGAUGUGCAGGUGAUGCGUGGUGCGAACUGCUGGUCGGAACACUCCAUGGUACGUGGCAAGUUUAGUUACGAGGUCGGUCACAAGAAGUUUUAUCCCGUGGCAUCUGCAAGAUACCGUCCAAUUGCUGUUGCUAGGCUGAGGGAUGACAAAGUGAGUAAGGCGUUUUCAGAGAAAGUGUCUGACCUCCUGCCUGCUGAGGCUGUGGACGUGGAUGGUGGUGUGGACACAGAGCAGGAGUGGGCGGCAAUGCGCAAAUGCGUGGUGGCGGCUUCCAGCGAGGUGUUGGGAUACGAGACACGACGACAGCCGGACUGGUUCCGUGACAGCGUAGAUACCCUCAGGCCUCUGAUUGAGCGGAAGAAUGCAGCACACCAGGAGUUCCUUCAGAAGGACACUCGUGAUAGCAAGCUGGUGUUUCGUACGCAGCAGAGGGCGGUGCAGCGUGCCGUGAAUGCUGCAAAGGAAGUGUGGAUCGAGCGGGUCGCCACCCAUGCUGACAACUUGGAUUGCCAUAGCAGGAUGCGGUGGGAGUGUGUCCGCCAAUUACAGGAAGUGAAUGUUGGCCGUAAGCCAGCACGUCCCUUGUCUGUGCUGGACGAGAAUGGUAACCUUACGACCGACCCUGCUGCAACUUGUGACCGCUGGCAGCGGCAUUUUGAUGGUGUCCUCAACAUCACAAGUCAGUUUUCCGACAGUUCGCUGGAGUCCCUGGAACUCCGUCCUACCCGCCAUGAGUUAGAUAACCCGCCCACGCACCAAUAA
Messenger RNA from Sycon ciliatum, 1599 nucleotides. RefSeq names its product craniofacial development protein 2-like. Gene Ontology annotation, cellular component: nucleus. Gene Ontology annotation, molecular function: catalytic activity. The record is from RefSeq and is a predicted model, not a curated record. Lineage: Eukaryota; Metazoa; Porifera; Calcarea; Leucosolenida; Sycettidae. Bases 1 to 1599 code for a protein of 532 amino acids. The transcript has a single exon. Gene Ontology annotation, biological process: chromatin remodeling.